Messenger RNA from Seminavis robusta, 2754 nucleotides. Lineage: Eukaryota; Bacillariophyta; Bacillariophyceae; Naviculales; Naviculaceae. The record is from the annotation of a GenBank genome assembly.
AUGACGCCAAAUAGUAGUCGCUAUUGGCACAAGCUGGUGCAAGUGACUACCGUGGCCGAUGCUCUGCCGUCGGUGUUUCAAGCGGUCGUCACAUCGGGCAAGUAUUCCGGCUUGGCCGUGUUGGCGGUCUACUUGGUGGUGGUGCUAGUACUGGUGGGACCCUUUUGGUUGUUGUCGUUUCUAGUAACGGAAUGGGGCGUCUAUGCGGUGAUUGUGGCUUCCAUCUUUUAUUUGGGCAGAGCCAUUAUUCGCAUGAUUGCCUUUCCCGGUGCGUCUUCCAAAGUCACGGCCGAAGUAGAAUCAGAGUUUGCCAAGUACAGUGUCCGCAUGUUGGUCGCCAGUGCCAAUUGUCUAAGAGAGCUCUCGUCGGCCAUUCAUCAAUCCAGUCUCGAUGGAUCGGGCGGUCCUAGUAGUAGUAGUAGUACUCUCUCCAACUACGAAUUGGCGCCGCUGUGGAAACGAACCCUGUCUUAUCGAGAUCGAGCUCUGGGAGUGUAUUUGGAAGUACUCCUGUUUGUCUAUGAACAACAGCAGCAAACAUCGCCACCAUCUUCUCAGAAUAAUCAAGUACGAACCAGAUUUGGAACCAAUCGAAUUCAAGGAGACAUUGGAAAUUUCAGUGGAAUCACGCCCCAAGCCAGAGAAGAUGGCCGCGAAUUGCUGCGUCUUUUGCAGAAAAUCAUGCAACAACUCGAUCAACUGGAACAACGAGCCGGUUCUGUGUUUCACAAUACCAACAAUCCAUACGGCAGUUCCUCUAACACGCGUCCCACGUUUUCACCGGAAGCACAAGAAACGGCGUCUUUAUUGCUAGCAUCCGCCAAUGAAUUGCGCGAUUUUGUGUCGGCGUUGAAACCACCGGGAGAUGAAGGCGGAGAUGCCAAUUCCACAGCGUCACCGACGGCACAACAGCAACAACAAUUGCAACAGCAAGAACAGGGUGGUGCCAUGGAUGCCAUCAAGGGAGGAUUGUCGUCCAUUCUACCCAUGCUCGAUCCACCUCUCCACACGUCCAUAUUUGGAAUGGAUGUACUACGAGGGACAGUGUUGUCACGGUACGUGGGAGCACGACAAUUGUGGGUCCCACGUCAAGACGGUGGCAUGCUGGAUGUCUUGUAUAUUCCAGGAACAGCAGCACAACAAUCUUCACCUCAACAAAAUAUCGUCCAACAACAACCCCGCAAAGCCGUCAUGUAUUGCAAUCCCAAUGCCGGUCUCUACGAAGUCGCCACUGGAAUGAGUUUGGCGGGUGGCAAUAUUGGAGAUCCACCCCAAGCGGGGGAUGAUACGGCUGCCACGGCCGCCUGUUGGACUGACUUUUAUACGGAACUGGGAUAUGACAUGUACUUGUUCAAUUAUGCUGGAUUUGGACGCAGUUUUGGAACGUCCAUGUGUGCUAGCAGCAGUCAACCGAAUAAUCUUGUGGAACCGCCACAAGCCGGAGCUGCUGCAGUGAUUCACAGAGUGAUUCGAAUCUUCAAGGGAUUGUUCUUGACGUUCAAGCCAACACCCGACACAUUGCGCGCCGAUGGAGUGGCAUUGGCCAGUUACAUUGCUCGUGACCAAUCCGUGGCAUCCUUGGUGAUUCAUGGAGAGAGCAUUGGAGGAGUUGCAGCCUCGCGAUCGGCACAAACCUUGUCCACCGUGCCCAUAAUGCGCGAAAAACUCCAAUUGUUAGUCUGCGAUCGUACGUUCUGCAACCUCGAAGCGGUGGCACAACGACUGGUUGGGAAUUGGUCGGGAUAUGCCAUUCGAAUGUUGGCCCCGCUGUGGAAUACCGACGUGGCGGGAGAUUUCCUCGCGGCAUCGUGUCACAAGGUAGUAGCCAAUGACUUUGCCGAUGCCAUUAUAGCAGAUGGGUCUUCGCUCAAGACUGGAGUAGCAUUGUGGAGGGAGAUUAAACGUGGCAUGUCAACGACUCGAGGCAUUGGUUGGGUGACGGAAACACCGGUCGAAUAUCGAAUGGCAGAUUGGGAAAAUGUCUCGGUGGUUGGAUCCCACUAUGUUGCUGCAGGUCAUGUCAACCGAUGCGCUCCAGUAUGGCCGCAAGACAAACACAUCACAUUGGCGGAAGCCUUUCAUUUUGCGGCAUGCACCAAGAGGAUCGGGAGGGUUGCCAAACAGAGUGGUCGUCGUCGUUCCUCUCAAUCCGAAGAAAUGGAGUUGGGAGGUGGCGGUCCUGUGACGAAUCCAAUUCAAUCUGCUUGGGAAGCGCUGAGUUGCUGCGAUGGUCUGUGCGGGGCGCCACUCGGUGCUGCUGUCAAGAUUGGGUUUGAUGAAACUCUAGCGUGGCUGUGUUGUUUACUAACCUACGGUGGGCAAAUUGUCGUGGACAAUGCAGAACGUCGACUCGCGGCAACCAUGCCAUCGGCUACUGAUCGUCCUCCCGUAGUCGUGCCAUCGGACUUUGAUCAGCGCCCGGAAGGGUACACCAGCCAAGAAUCGGCGAAACUGAUGCACCCCAAACCAGUGCCCGAAGUUUUGGAGAGUAUCAAGGGUUUGAUUGCCAGCAACAAAGAUGCAUUUCUGACCGUUCAACACGAGAUGGAUUUCGUAGUGGGGAUGCUGGAGUACAUUGUUGCAAGGCUCUCUUCGGCACCGAAUGUAGAGACUUCUUGGCGUUGCAAACAUGGAGUUCAGGACGAGACAGCCGUCGGAAUGUUCCUCAAUUUGCACUGUGGCCACAACAGUGCAUUUUCAAAGCCAGAGCAAGACCAGCUGAAAGCCAUCCUAACGAAAGCGGCGGGUACGUGA